GGCAUCUUUGUGAAAUCACUGAAAUCCUUUGAAAUUCGUCAAGUAUUUGAAAUAUUUCUCAAAUCAAAAUAAAUCAUCGUGAAAGAAUUAAAUCUAUUAUGUAUAAAAUUGUUUUAAAAAUGCUGUCUGACUCGUAUUUAGUUUCUUUUGAUGAUUUCGAAAACAAAAACAUAUAUUGCUAGAACAGAGCAUUAUUUUGCAGAUGUUAAUCAGGAGAACAAUUUUAACCUAUAAUUUUUCUACGUAUCUCGCACACUUUUCGAGAAGAAUUCGAUUUUUUACUCUUAAAAUAAAAAAUAAUCCUUUUGUUCGAAAAUGCAUCUAAAAAUUAUUUUAACUUUAGUCUAAAAAUAAUCAUGAAGUCCCCUCGAAAUAGAAACAAGAAAAAAGCUUCAACAGCAAGAAUCCUGGGUUGAAGCUCUUUUUCGUAAUUCUUAUCUGAAACUCUGAAAGCAAACGAACCGAAUAAAAUCUGUUUGAUAUUCGUUUGUUUCUCUAUAACCUCGUGUCGCACGUGUUAGUUCUGGUUCUGACGGUCGCGAUCAGAAAUCGCAACAGAUUGAAAUUUUGUUUCAGAGAUGUAUGGAUUAAAUUCGAAAGUUUUCAGAAAACAGAUGAUUAUUUUUCACAGAGAAACGUUUAUGUUUUGAACUGAAAUUAUGACACAUCGUGAUAAAUGUGCAGAAAAUGAUGAAGAAACUGAAUCAAGUUCAGACGAAGAAAUGACUGAGAGUGUAAGUUCUGGUCCUGUUCGAAAACCAAAAUUCUUUGGCAUACCGAUUUACAAACUUUCUUAUAGAAGGCUUCCCAAAAAGUGUCUCAAAGUUUCAUUUCUCGCCAUCAAUAGCGCAUCCCUUUUAACAGGAAUCAUAAUCGUAGUGCUUUCCAUAUGGAUGCUAAUCGAUAUUAAAUUACUAAUUGGUCAGGGUCUCUUCAUCUCAAUUCUCCUUUUACUUGGAAUUUUCUCCACUAGCAUGUCGUUCAUCGGAUUAUUCGCUUUUGUGAAGAAAAGAACAAGUCUUUUACUGCUCUAUAUUGCAUGUCAGUCUAUAUUAUUAUGCACUAUAUUUAUCUGUGCGAUCAUGAGUUUUUCACUUUUUGAUAAAGUGAUGCAAAAAAUUCGGGGAGACAUGAGAAAGUCUAUAGAAAACUAUCAUAAUUUGGAUUGGGCCACAGAAGCUUGGGAUAACACACAUAGAUAUUUAAAAUGUUGCGGGAUUAAGUCAUAUAAAGAUUGGAUUGAUUAUCGGAAAAAUAUUCCACAAAGUUGUUGUUCAACUGCAAUCGAAAAGUGUGCAAUAAUGUCAGAGGAGGUAGCUUACAAGUCCGGAUGUUUAAAAAGUGCAGUUAUUUUAUUGAAGUCUCACAUCUACGCAGUUUGUUUAUCCGUUUUGUUGAUAUCCAUAACCAUCGCAACAAGUGUCUUUGUAGCAUUUGGAGUGCGCAGGAAGUUAAAGGCUAAUUGAUCCAUCGCUGACUCUUGAGAUAUCGGAAAGGCAUUAUAAACCACUCCUUCCUUUUAUAGGCCUUCCGAGAAUCGACGCCGCGGAUAGGUGUAGGAGGAGAUGCGCGGGAUGCCCGGGGUCUGCGGCUGUCACUCAGGUGAGCAGUCAGGCGUGAACAAACAAAAGCGGAGCAGGCUAUAACGAGUUAGUUCCUACCCACCGUCAACCACAAAAUCGGUGCUUUAGAAGAGUCUCACUGUAUUUAUUCAAGCCAUGACUAAUUAUUUAUAACAAUAUUCUUAUAGAGUCAUGCUAGAAACUUACAGUUUUUGAUAAAAAUGUAUCACUUUUUGUCCACUUUU
Molecule: messenger RNA, 1807 nt
Organism: Belonocnema kinseyi
Lineage: Eukaryota; Metazoa; Arthropoda; Insecta; Hymenoptera; Cynipidae
Product: CD63 antigen-like
Exons: 7
Coding region: 660-1466 (268 amino acids)
Cellular component (GO): membrane
Source: RefSeq, a predicted model, not a curated record